GCAAAAUCCGAUUUGGCCACGACUCUGGCUGUAGCGAGCGGUUUCCGGGGAAUAACUCGCCGACGGGAGGCCGGACGAUGCAGCACAACCACGUUCUGAUAAGGGGCGGCGUCCUCAACGCGCGUCCCUCCCUCACGCCAUGUUUAAAACCUACACCGCCGCCACUUUUCUGCUGCCGAAGCGACUGAAGCUCGCCUCGUUGCUCCCUCCGCAGCCCACCGCCCUCUCGACCGACGCCUCCCUCUCCCCGCAACAGGACCCUCGCCAGCCCAUCCUCCUCGCCUCACACCAGGCCAUGUCACAAACCCGCGCCGACAGCCCGCCUCGGCCCCAGCGCCCGAUGGCCUACUUCCCGCUGGGGUACAAAGAAGCUGUUCAGCAAUGGUGGGCGAGUGUAUCUUCUCGACAGGCCGAGCGCAACGUCCUCGCCUUCGUCCCUUACCUCCGGGAAGCCAGCGCCGAAACGGUGGUGGGCUCGCAAUUACAGGAUCUCGCCAAUUGCGACCCGUUCGGCCUCAGAGUGUGGAGGACAUCCAUGGUGGAGCUGUCCGGCAAAAACCGGGCCCUGAACGAGCUGUCGAUCGAGCGCGUCGGGGAGCAGGCGGACGAUACCUUGGUCAUGCUUCACGGCUACGGCGCCGGCCUCGGUUUCUUCUACAAGAACUUUGAGCCGCUCAGCCGCGCACGAGGGUGGAAGUUGUACGCGCUCGACAUGCUCGGCAUGGGCAAUUCCUCGAGACCGCCCUUCAAGAUCCGCGCCAAGGACCCCAAGGAGAAGAUUGCCGAGGCGGAGGGCUGGUUCAUCGACGCGCUCGAGGAGUGGCGCAAGAUCCGCAAGAUCGAAAAGUUCACCCUGCUCGGCCACUCGCUGGGCGGCUAUCUCGCCGUGUCCUACGCCCUGAAAUACCCCGGCCGGCUCAACAAGCUCAUCCUCGCCUCGCCCGUCGGCGUCCCCGAGGACCCCUGGGCCAUCGACUCCUCCAUGCCCGAGCCGCAAGAGUCGACGCUGGCCAACGAGUUCACCCAGGACCAGGAGAGCAUCGUCAAGGGCGAGCCCGCCCGAGUCCGCGCCCCGGCGGCCGACAACAAGUCCACCACCACCAUCGCCGCCCCUCCCAAGCGGCCCAUCCCGAGCUGGCUCGUCUGGCUCUGGGACGCCAACGUGUCCCCCUUCAGCAUCGUCCGCAUGGCCGGCCCGCUCGGCCCGCGCUUCGUCUCGGGCUGGACCUUCCGCCGCUUCAACCACCUCCCGCCCGCCGAGAAGGACGCGCUGCACAUGUACAGCUACUCGCUCUUCCGCCAGCGCGGCAGCGGCGAGUACGCCCUCCCCUACCUCCUCGCCCCGGGCGCCUACGCCCGCAGCCCCCUCAUCAACCGCAUCCAGGACGUCGGCCGGCAGGUCCUCCGCCCGGCCACCGACACGACCCCCGCCGUGCGCGAGACCGGCAUCCCCGUCGUCUUCAUGUACGGCGAGAACGACUGGAUGGACGUCGCGGGCGGGUACGCGGCCGAGGAGAAGCUCAAGCAGCGCCGCGUCCAGGCCCUGCUGAACGCCACCGACGACGAGAAGCGCAGGGAGAACGGGUCCGCCAAGGUGAUCGUCGUCCGCAAGGCCGGCCACAACUUGUACCUGGACAACCCGGACGAGUUCAACGAGGUCGUGCUGAGAGAGAUGGAGGAGACAAGGCAGAGACGCUUGAGGUUGGGGGAGUGAAAAAGCAAACACAAAAUGGCAAGGAGGUCCAGCCCGUCUUGGUUCUUUGACCCGAUGAUUUUCAAAUAUGUUGUUCAUCUAAUUAGAUGAUGCAUGAUGGGCGUUGAGGUUGCAGUCUCCUGUCGAGGACUAGACAGGAUUGACCUUUGGAAU
This is a messenger RNA of Thermothelomyces thermophilus ATCC 42464, 1867 nucleotides long. RefSeq lists its product as uncharacterized. Gene Ontology annotation, cellular component: mitochondrial inner membrane. Lineage: Eukaryota; Fungi; Ascomycota; Sordariomycetes; Sordariales; Chaetomiaceae. Gene Ontology annotation, biological process: cardiolipin acyl-chain remodeling. Gene Ontology annotation, molecular function: A2-type glycerophospholipase activity. The record is from RefSeq and is a predicted model, not a curated record. The coding region runs from base 140 to 1714 and encodes 524 amino acids. The transcript is spliced from 2 exons.